AGAUGUUGGAGACACUUUUAUUAAAUUGUCAGAUACGAUAUGGCCCUUCCAAGUUCUAGUCGGUUCUAGUAUGUAUAUUCUAAGGACGCAACAAGAUGUCAACAAGGUUAUUGGGGUUAUGUUUGAGAGAUUAUUUUGAAAGAUUAUAAAAUUGCGUGACUAUAAAAUCUGCAAAUUUGCAUCAAAAUGAGGUGCUGUGUGCCUGGAUGUGGGCAGUAUAGUCAAAAGGGUAUUUCAUUUCAUAGAUUUCCACAGAGAGACAAAAAGGUAUCUCAAUUGUGGGUUGAUCAAAUACAUGCGUAUUUGGACAAACAUAACUGUGAACGUGGAAGAUUAAAACAGAAUAAACUAUCUGUUUUGUGUUCAAACCAUUUUGUUGAGAGUGACUACUUUAUUACAGCAUGCAACCGUACAUUAAAAUUUACAUCGUAUCCUUCUGUCUUUUCGUGUGAUCCCAAUGCUCCGAAAGUACGGCGUAAAUCAAGCUCUGAAACACCUGCACCGCCUGCACCUCAAUUGCGCUACAUUCUUCCAAAAGUGAAGAUCGAUGAACUGGAAUGUACAAAAAUAAUGGCCACAGAAUACGAAGAAGAAAACAAAGAGGAUAACUUCGGGGAAUACACCACGCUAGGAUUUACGCCGCAGGAAUCAGAAGAAAUAUUUAAGCCGCAGGGGUCAGAAGAAAUAUUUACAUGGCAGAUACCUCAUCCUACGGGCAACUCCGGCGAAUACGCCGCACUGGGAUUUACGCCGCAGGAGUCAGAAGAGAUAUUUACGCCACAGGAAUCAGAAGAAAUAUCUACGCCCCAGGAAUCAGAAGAAAUAUUUACGCCACAGGAGUCAGAAGAAAUAUUUACUUCGCAGGAGUCAGAAGAAAUAUUUACGCCGCAGGAGUCAGAAGAAAUAGAAGAAGUGGAAGGAAUUUUCCCGCAACUCUGUUUCAUACCUUUAGGUUAUAUUACUAUUAUGUAGAGUCCUAUAUUUAUUAGAUUUAUAAGAGAAGCGCGACUGGUAUUAAGUGUUCUGAUUGGUCAUUGCAAUCACAUGAUUAGUAGCUAAUCAUGAACUAAUUUCUGUGUAUUAAAAUGGCUUCUUAAUGGAUUUUAUAAUCCGUCUUGUAAACGACGCCAUUUUUAAUACUUACAUUAAAAUUACUUUUGUGAUAUUGACAUAAAUCGGUCACACUUUUCUUAUAAAUCUAGGGGUGCGGUCCACUUAAUGCUACAAAUGCUUCGAAGCAUUUUUUAAUUGGUCAAUUGGUAAAAUUCUUUCGAUUGGUCAAUCAAAAGCUUCGAAGCAUUUAUAGCGCCAAGUGGACUCUAGAACUCUAGUAUUGUGUUAGGCUAGGUUCACAACCUUGCUUUAAGAGGCUGUAAGUCCGCAAACAUAAUAGAGUAGCAAGCUUUAUGUUUUAAGAAAUUGACCAAUCAUGGUCGAUUAUUUUUCUCACAUUCGACUGUGAUUGAUCAAUUUUUUAAGGCUUACUACUCUAUUGUAUUUGCGGACUAAGCCGUAAAGCCGUAAGAAAUUAACCAACCGCAAUCGAUUAUUUUUCUCAUAUUCAACUGUGAUUGGUCAAUUUCUUAAGGCUUUACGACUUAUGGCCUCUUAAAGCAUGGUUGUGGACCUAGUCUUAUGAUUUCAGUUUCUUACUUAAUAUUAAUGAAAUUAUUAUGAGUUGAAUUUGUUACUGUAACAAGCGUCAUCAUAAAUUAUUGGGUGCAUCCAGAAGCGCAGAGCGCUUAAUGAGCUCUUGCAUCUGAUUGGCAUAUUCCAUUAGAGCUAAAAAAGUAGACCAAACAGGUACAAGAGCUCAAUGAACGGUCGUGCUUCUGGAUGCACCUAUUGGCUGCGUUCAGCAGAGAAAACCGCUCACUGAGCAAAAAAGGGAUUAAUCUAUGAUUAAUAUGUUUAUUUAUUAUAAUUCGUAAUGUAGAAUAACAUGUCUAUUAGGGUGAAGCCACAAUAGAAGGAAUAAGGAAUUAAGAAUAAGGAAUAAAGAUUUCAACCUAUCAGAUAUCGGAUACACCGGCAUACACGAUUUCUGAUAGGUUGGAAUCGUUAUUCCUUAUUCCUUUUAUUGUGGCUGCACCUUUAUAGAUAAUCAUUAAUAUCAUAUUCCUUACUUAUUUAUUUACUGUUUAUUAUUUUUCUAAUGCCGUAUUUGAGCCGUGAGGUUAUGUAACGCUCAGUGAGCGGUGAAGCAUAAUUUUAAGUCGCUAUAUUUAUAUAUAUAUAUACAUAUAGGGUGCAUCAAAAGUCUAGAAACGGUUGAAUAUCUCGAAAGCAAAGCAUUUUUGAAAAAAAUGUUUCAGACAAAAGCUGUAGGAUUUAAAAAAAUCUAUUCAUUGAUCACAUCCGAUCACAUCCGCUUGACUUU
This is a messenger RNA of Mycetomoellerius zeteki, 2380 nucleotides long. RefSeq names its product THAP domain-containing protein 3. Gene Ontology annotation, molecular function: sequence-specific DNA binding. The record is from RefSeq and is a predicted model, not a curated record. Lineage: Eukaryota; Metazoa; Arthropoda; Insecta; Hymenoptera; Formicidae. The coding region runs from base 187 to 972 and encodes 261 amino acids. The transcript is spliced from 5 exons.